This is a messenger RNA of Spea bombifrons (plains spadefoot toad), 1126 nucleotides long. RefSeq names its product RING finger protein 122-like. The transcript is spliced from 6 exons. The record is from RefSeq and is a predicted model, not a curated record. NCBI's taxonomy places the organism in Eukaryota, Metazoa, Chordata, Amphibia, Anura, Pelobatidae. Bases 262 to 636 code for a protein of 124 amino acids.
GGACAAUAGGUUGGCUCCUGCUGACCACAAUGUGAUCAUCCCCCCCCCCCAAAAAACCAUUUCUUUGUUAUCCAGCUACAGAAACACAAAAGAACAGGAUUUCCUCUACAGUUCUGGGCAAUCCUCACAUGAUCUGACUGGGGCGGCUCACAGAGGGGCAUUUGGGCAAGAGAGGCUUCUUACAAUGAGGCAGAUGGGGGCUUUCGGAAAAGAAGCCCCAGCGGACAAUGAUUUAGACGUUCGCGGUUCCAGGAGCCCAAUAUGACCAGAGAAGUUCUACGCGGGGUCCCGUUAAACUUCAUCGUUCUCGUCUUCGGAGCAGGGCUUCUUCUGUUCAUUUUCUGCUUCAUUUUCUGCUGCUACUUUUUCAGGCUAAAGCAGCAGGAGCAGUACCAGCGACGGGGAUACAGAAAGAUCACCCUAAAAGAAAAGCCCAGGAAGGCCAACCUGGUGGGUCAGGUGUGCGCGGUUUGCCUCGAGGAAUUUAAAGUGAACGAAGAACUUGGCCUGUGUCCGUGUAACCACGCUUUCCAUACAAAGUGUUUGAUGAAGUGGCUAGAGGUGCGGAACUCCUGCCCGAUGUGUAACAAAACCAUUUCAGUAACAUUGCAGAGACCCGCGUUGGAGCGCAUGUGAAGCUAGUUUUUUUAAUUUAUUCUUAUUUUUUUUAUUUUUAAAAACAUGUAAUAACUCAGGCGGGUCCAGACAUUGGCUGGCCUUUCCGAAAACAGAGACCGAAGAUCAGGACAGUCACCUAAUGUAUCGGGAAGAUGUAUCAAGACGCGAGUGGUAGAGAUUAAAACUUUUGCAGACUUAUAACUCCGAACAGAUGCAGCCAACUAGUUUGACCACCAGUGGUGGGUUAUAUGGGGUCAUGAGAGGGGGUAGGGAGGAGAGGGCUCUUCCCCUGCCAUCUAUCGUUGCACAUGCUCAGCCUACGUAGACUGGUUGAUCCAAUGAAGGUCCCUACAUGGAAGGUUACAUUAACGGCCACAUUCGUGUCAAUCAGUAAGAGCUAAAUCUGGUCCCAGAAAUAGAACUGGAACCUGGGAUGAGGGGAGUGCGAGUUUCUUGCACCGGUUAAGUUGGCAGGAAUUAAAAAUCAAGCCAGUAGAGGCCAAAAAAA